AGUGACGUUUUUGCAUGGUAGGGAAGGUUUUUGAUUGUGUAUUCAUUUCGGUAAAUCGCCAAAUAAAUUUUAUAAAAAUAUAAAUUUAAAUGAUUAGAACAUCUUUAAUGGAAAACGAUGCAAUGCUACUUAACACUAGCAUGGAAGUAACUGGAUCUCAAAUAAACACUUCUAACUUUCAUCGCUCGCAGUCCUCUCUCUCAAAUGAAGGCGAUUUAUCAUUUUCAUCAUCAAUAGAUCAAGAACUGGAUGCACUUAUAUUAGGCGAUGAGCUACCCGCGUUUGAAAUUAGACUUGUUUCGCCCCUUGCACGUACACCUUCGCCAAUAGAUACCAAUGAAGUAGAUUUUCGAACACCAACUCGGCUCCCUCAGUUAGAUUGUGAUUCUACCGCCAGUGAAUGCUUAAAUUCGGAUUUUGUAACUCUUGAAGAAAUCAACUCGCUUAUAAGUCCCCCUGCUAAUGAUAAAGAAUGCACUGCGGACGUAAGACGUUGUAAUAGCCUCGAGACAAUAUUUGAAGGAGUGUUCUUAAACACACCGCCAAAAGCAGGUGUACGGUAUGUUAAUACAACGCGGGAAAAUCUUUUCGAAAAAUUAAUUAUUAAUCGGAUGUUUAGUACUAAGGAAAAUCAAGUUCCAAAUGUUGGUGCAGUUAAUGAAGUUAAAAAACUCUAAAUACUUCCACCCAAGUGAGGACAUUCCUUAAAACAAUAUAAAGUAGAUAAAAUUAUUGUUAUAAUGUUAGCAGAAGCUGUACAAAAUGAAGAAUUAAAAUAUAAUAUUAUGCUACAUCUUUAAAAUGUAAUAACAAAAUAUUCGAAGAUAAAUUAAUUAAUCGUACUUUAGUACUAAAAUAUUAAACAAACAAAAAAAAUGCCUUAAAUUUUGUAUUAUACAUUAAUGUAUAAAUUUUAAAUGUAAAGUGUUAUAAAAUUUGUAAACGUUAAGCCAAAUUCUGGCAAAAAACUUACAUUGCGAAUGGUGCCAUAAAGUAUUAACAACUCUUAUUGCGCCCAAAAUUAAAUAAGCUUUUUUAAUAUUAUUUUCUUUUCAAUAAAACUGAUCUUCAUCUUUAAAAGAA
Bactrocera neohumeralis is the source of this 1083-nucleotide messenger RNA. RefSeq lists its product as uncharacterized. The transcript has a single exon. The coding region runs from base 90 to 677 and encodes 195 amino acids. Lineage: Eukaryota; Metazoa; Arthropoda; Insecta; Diptera; Tephritidae. The record is from RefSeq and is a predicted model, not a curated record.